Messenger RNA from Penicillium antarcticum, 1641 nucleotides. RefSeq names its product putative amino acid permease. Gene Ontology annotation, cellular component: membrane. Gene Ontology annotation, biological process: transmembrane transport. Gene Ontology annotation, molecular function: transmembrane transporter activity. NCBI's taxonomy places the organism in Eukaryota, Fungi, Ascomycota, Eurotiomycetes, Eurotiales, Aspergillaceae. The coding region runs from base 1 to 1641 and encodes 546 amino acids. The record is from RefSeq and is a predicted model, not a curated record. The transcript has 9 exons.
AUGGCUCUUCACGACGCUGCUGCCAGUCCAUCCGACCUGCUCGCUGAGGGCGAGGGCAAUCGCAGUCAGAUUGAAGCUAAGGAUGAUGCUGCUUUGCUGCGGACCAUGGGCUACAAGCCGGUCCUUCAUCGGACAUACAACUUCUUCGAGAACUUUGCGACUACAUUCGCUGCUCUCUACUUUGUCGGUGGUGUGCGCGUCACUUUCAGUACUGGUAUUGCCGCCGGUGGAAACCUGGCCUACUGGACCAGUUACCUGGUUACCAUGGUCUUCACCUUUAUUACUGCCGCUGUCAUUGCGGAGGUGUGUUCGGCUUCCCCGUCUGCGGGUUCAAUUUACCUGUGGGCUGCUGAGGCCGGUGGUCCUCGCUUUGGUCGGCUUCUGGGUUUCAUUGUUGCCUGGUGGAGUACGACUGCUUGGACGACUUUCUGUGCUAGUAACACCCAAGCUGCGGUUAACUAUAUGCUUUCGGAAAUCACUGUGUUCAACCUGGAUUUCCCAUCAGACUCCAGCGACGUCAAGUUCCGUGCCGUUCAAUGGAUCUGUACCGAAAUUCUGCUGGCCCUUGCAGCUCUACUGAACUUCUUGCCUCCCAGGUACUUCAAGUAUGUCUUCUGGUUUUCAGCCGGAGUCGUCAUGCUCGACUUCUUCCUGAACCUGAUCUGGCUGCCCAUUGGCACUGCUCAAACUUGGGGCUUCCGUACUACCCAUGAGGCCUUCAUGACUACCUACAAUGGUACCGGUGCCCCGGCCGGCUGGAACUGGUGUCUUUCUUACCUUGCCACCGCUGGUAUUCUGAUUGGAUUCGAUGCUUCUGGUCAUGUUGCGGAGGAAACCAAGAAUGCUUCUAUCACUGCGGCUCGCGGUAUCUUCUGGAGUACCGUUGCGAGUGGAUUUGGUGGUUUGGCUACUAUCAUUCUUUUCCUGUUCUGCGCGCCUGAUGCUGCGACACUCAUGAGCUUUGGCUCUCCUCAGCCUUUCGUGCCUUUGUACGCCGUCGUCCUAGGCAAAGGCGGCCACAUCUUCAUGAACGUCAUUUGCGUGUUCGCCUUGUGGAUCAACACCGCAAUCGCCAUCAUCGCCGCAUCACGUCUCGUCUUCGCCGUCGCCCGUGACGGUGUCCUCCCCUUCUCCAGUUGGGUCUCUCGCGUCAAAGGCGGCCAGCCCCGAAACGCAGUCAUCGUCGUCUGGGGUGUCGCCGCCCUGAUCACCUGCACGAUCCUCCCCUCCAACGUGGCCUUCACCUCCCUAGUCUCCGCAGCCGGUGUCCCGAGUGCAGCAGCCUACGGUCUGAUCUGUCUUGGUCGGCUGGUCUGCACACCGAAGCGCUUUCCCAAGCCGCAAUGGAGUCUCGGUCGCUGGAGCAAGCCGUUCCAAUUCAUCGGUGUCUUCUGGAACGGAUGGGUUGUUGCUGUUCUUUUCUCGCCCUAUGCGUGGCCUGUUACUGGCGAGAACUUGAACUACGCACCGAUUAUCAUGGCUGGAGUGACUAUCUUAGCUUUGAUCUCAUACUUCAUCAUGCCGGAGAGUGCAUGGCUUCCUCGUGCUCGUCUCACGCACUUUAUUGACAGCAAGGGUGCUGUUGAGGAGACUGUUGAGGAAGUCGGUUCUACAGACCGUGGUGAGCCCAGUACUCGAUGA